GGAGCAUCGUAAACAUGAUAAUCACACAGCAAGAGCGCUAUAAAACCUGCUUGAUCAGCGAGCCGGACUUUAACAUCACUCACAGCUGUAAUGUACGUGGCCAUAAAGCCAGAAGAGCAUUAAUAACUCAAUGACCAGAGUUUUAUGGCUUUAUCGCGUAUGUAAGUGAUAGUUUGUUCAGCUGUUGAGGACUCACUCGUGCUUUGAGCUCCGUGCCCUUUCUGGAAGAAUUGACUUUAUUCUCAAUCAUUUGCGUUCAUUUGUAACGUGAACUGUGUGAUAUUAGGAUGGCGGUGUCUAAAUCCACAUUAGCGAUCGUUUUUUUAGUUCUGGGAAGUUUGGCAGUUUUGUUCGGGACUGUCCUGGUGUUUGUUGGACCGAUUAUAAUAGACGAUCAAAUAGUGAAGAAUGUAGAGAUAAACCCGAAGAACGAUCUAUCCUACACUAUGUGGAAGGACAUCCCGGUUCCCUUCUUUAUGUCUGUAUAUUUCUUCCAUAUCGUCAAUCCUGAUGAAAUCCUAAAAGGAGAAAAGCCAAUGGUGAUACAGAGGGGGCCGUAUGUUUACCGUGAAAAGCGCUGGAAGGACAACAUUACAUUCCAUGACAACAACACUGUUUCGUAUAUGGAAUAUCGGCAGUAUUUCUUUGAGGAGAGCAUGUCCGUGGGAGAUGAAUCUGAUGUGGUCACCAUCCCUAACAUGCUAGUGCUGGGCGCAUCGGUAAUGAUGGAGAAUAUGCCGUUUCCUAUACGCAUUUUGCUCAGCACCACGUUCAAGACCUUCAACGAGGGACCUUUCUUGACAAAACCAGUUGGAGAACUCAUGUGGGGCUACGACAGCAAGUUGGUGGACUUCCUGAACAAAUAUCUUCCCGGCAUGCUUCCAUCCAGCGGCAAGUUUGGCUUAUUUGCUGAGUUUAAUAACUCCAACUCUGGACAGUUCACCGUGUUCACUGGCCAAGAUGACAUCCGGAAGGUUCAUAAGGUGGACUCUUGGAAUGGCAUGAAAAGCGUGGAUUACUGGAGGUCUGAGCAGUGUAACAUGAUCAAUGGUACGGCGGGACAGAUGUGGCCUCCGUUCAUGAACACCGAGUCGACCCUGCCCUUCUACAGCCCUGACGCGUGCCGGUCCAUGGAGCUGGUGUACCAGAGGUCAGGUGUGUCGCGUGGGAUUCCCGUGUACCGCUUCGUGGCGCCGAAGACUCUUUUUGCCAAUGGUGCGGAUUAUCCUCCCAAUGAGGGCUUCUGUCCGUGUCGUCAGUCCGGGCUCCUGAACGUCAGCACCUGUAGACACAAUUCCCCUGUGUUCAUUUCUCAUCCGCACUUUUUUGAGGCUGAUCCAGUCCUUUUGAAAACUGUCAACGGAUUGAGCCCAAAUGAAGAUGAACAUGGACUUUUUAUCGAUAUCCACCCGGAGACCGGUGUGCCGAUGAACGUUUCCAUACGGCUGCAGCUCAAUCUGCUCAUAAAGAGUGUUUCGGGCAUCUCAGAAACAGGAAAGAUAACGGAGGUGGUGAUGCCCAUGAUCUGGUUUGAAGAGAGCGGAUACAUUGACGGUCCCGUUCUCAACACGUUCCGCACUAAUCUGGUGGUGUUGCCCAUGGUCAUGGAGUACAUGCAGUACAUCUUCAUCGGUCUCGGACUCGCAACCAUUCUGGGAGUCGUGAUUUUAUACAUUGUGACAAGUGAAAAGAAAGCCAGGAAAAAGACCGCAGUUUCUCCCACACAAAUGGAAAGCGUAAAAGAUACAAAACACGACCCGACCAAUGAGGCGCAGGCUGAAAAAUUAAACGUGAAUGACACAGAUAAAAAGUAAGCUGUGUGCCCAGCCCUGCACAGAUGUGGAUCCAUCCAGCUCAGCCAGUGAAAAGACCCCAUUACUACAGGCCUCAACCAGCUAGAGCCACUCUGCACACUGCAGAUCACUCUGUAUAAACUCUCAAUCCCACAAUCCACUGGGCAAUAAAUAACUUUUUUUAUUAAGCGUUGUAGUUGAAUGAACUGAAUUAAGAACAAACCAUCCAGAACAGGAUUAUGAACUCUUGAGUGGCUUGUGUUUUGCACAGCAGUUGGGUUUAAAGUUCUCUGUGGGGUCAAUACUAUAUCUUCUCAUUUUUUGGGUGAAAAGGUGACACUGGUACACUUUCAAAUUAAAUUGACAAUUUACUACUAGACGAUGCGUUUUCAAAUGGUGCAUUUUUAUAGCUUUAAAAAAAUUGUUAAACACUCCAAACCUUAUCUCCUCAGAGGGAAAAAUGUAUUUAUAGACGUUUAACCUUUAUCCUGUAAAUAAGUAAGGGAUGUGAACACUGGAUAUCAUUUCCGUGCCAUUGAGUGAAAUGUCCUCUGAAAACAAAAAAAUGCUGAGCUAACAUGUUUCUCAUUAUGCUGAAUACACAUGUUGCUUUUGUUCUGUCUGUAGAGCCACUUGUAUUUAAUGGAUGUAAAAAAGUCGUUGUUUGUAUUCUCUUGAUUGUUCGGUAUAAAAUUAAAUGGUAUUGUUUUAUGAGCCAUUCAA
Pimephales promelas (fathead minnow) is the source of this 2516-nucleotide messenger RNA. RefSeq names its product scavenger receptor class B, member 1 (gene scarb1). Gene Ontology annotation, biological process: cholesterol import; cholesterol efflux; recognition of apoptotic cell. Gene Ontology annotation, molecular function: low-density lipoprotein particle binding; lipid binding; scavenger receptor activity. NCBI's taxonomy places the organism in Eukaryota, Metazoa, Chordata, Actinopteri, Cypriniformes, Leuciscidae. Gene Ontology annotation, cellular component: caveola; cytoplasm. The record is from RefSeq and is a predicted model, not a curated record.